AUGGGGUCGUACGUCCCGUCCAGCUGCCACACGCAGAAGAAAGAGGAUGGAGAGAAGUGCCUGUUACUGUGUGAGAACGAGUUCAUGCGGAGGACUGGAAGUGUCAGGGUGUCUCUUCGGGAUCAUCAGUGGAUAGUCAUCCCUCCCAACGCGCUGUCCUCCCAAGAGACCAUCAUGCUCGAGGCCUUCACGCUCGAUAGCGUUCCAGCAGAGGACAGGAAGACACAAGGCACCCCAUGCUCGCAGCUGUUCGAACUCUCCCCCCAUGGUGCUCGCUUCCUCAAGCCUGUCACCCUCAACUUCACCUUCGCUUUUCCCCCCGAGAUGCUGCAAGGGAAAUCGAUCCAGCUCCAAGUGCUCUACUUCGACGAUGCUACUAGGACAUGGAAGGAGCAGAAAGGUUCCAAAGUCUAUGGCUCCACCAUCUCCGUCGAGACCGAUCACUUCUCCCGCUGGGUCGUCAGCUACACCCCAGCUGACCUCUACGAGCCGGACAAGUCCAAGAGGAAAAUCUCAGCUGCUGCCUGGGUUGGUUUCGGAUUCUUGAUCGCCUUCGUCGUCCUCUGCUUGACCUUCCUGGCGGUGCGCUGGGCCCGGGGUCAGAGCAGGCAGGAAGAGAAGGAGGAGGAGCAGAAGGGGCCCAAGACGGUGUCCAACGAGGGGGUGCAAGAUGUCGAGCUGGGAAAGGAGAUCACUUCGUGA
Guillardia theta CCMP2712 is the source of this 702-nucleotide messenger RNA. RefSeq lists its product as hypothetical. The transcript has 6 exons. Bases 1 to 702 code for a protein of 233 amino acids. Lineage: Eukaryota; Cryptophyceae; Pyrenomonadales; Geminigeraceae. The record is from RefSeq and is a predicted model, not a curated record.